ACCAGACAGCAGACGUCUACAAUCUACAACACGGACACAUGACCACAUGAGGGUUGUUCGCUUUUUAAUACCAAAAUACUUAUCAAAUCGAGCUAAAUUGCAUAUGUGAGUGUUAAGAUAGUGUUGGUUUAUUAGUAAAAAGUGAAUUUGCGAGUAUCGCGUUGCGUAAGUGGCGUUUUAGCGUGUUUUGGGUAAAGUGCGCGUUAAAGAGACCUAGAAACGUUGGUUUGUUUGGGGGUGUCUGGAACUGAAGCGCGACGUUUUACGUUUUUUCCCAAACAAACACCUUUCGUUGACCUAUAAACUGGCAGUGCCCUUAUUAUUGCGCAUAAAGAAAGUUCGAAGUGUGCCCUUGAAGCAUGUUAUACGGAAUAAUUACAAAUAGUGUUAUUAUUAUGAAAUAAUAUGUCCCUUAAGAGUAUUGGGCCGCAGCAGCGUGGCGGAGGCGAGGUGCUUCGCACGGGGUUGCUGAAAAAACUGAAAACCUCGCGAAAAAAGUGGUUCGUUCUGAGGGCAGAGACCCAAGAUUCGUCUGCCAGGUUGGAGUAUUACGAUUCCGAGAAGAAAUUCAACGCUGGUCAGGCGCCAAAAAGGAGCAUUCCAUUGAAGACCUGCUUCAAUAUUAAUAAGAGGCACGACACCAAACACAAACAUGUCAUUGCACUUUAUACGAAGGAUGACUGUUUUUGCGUAGUUUUGGAUUCCGAAGACGAACUCGAUUCAUGGUUGAAGGCACUUUUGUCGUUACAGCACGGCGAUGAGGCUGCCGAUGGGGAGGCUCCCAAACCUACUUUUGAACACGUAUGGCAAGUGACCAUUCUGAACAGAGGCCUGGGAACGGGAAGAAUCGGCAACUACAGAUUAUGCCUCACCGACAAGAAGUUGUGUUUGGUCAAAAAGGAAUGCAACAAUUCCAUCCUCAGUUUGACCCUGUCGAACAUCAGAAGUUGCGGCAGUUUGAAAAACUACUUCUUUCUCGAGAUCGGCAGAUCCAGUCUUCUCGGACCUGGUGAACUAUGGAUGGAGUCUGAAGAUGCUACUAUUGCUCAAAAUAUUCAUGCGACGAUUUUCCACGCGAUGUCCACCAACAGCAAAACUGACGAGAUGCGCGUGAGAUCUUCAUCGGCGACAGAAUCUUCGAAACCGUUGAAUAACAGUUACAGGAAACAGGUGAUAUCGGGGAUUCCCAAAACGGCCACCCACAUGUUCAAUAACAUCGGCGGUCCGGGUGGGGUUGUGUCUAGUAGUCCGGCAUCGACAAUCAGCCACCAACGCACUCAGUCAUUGCCCCUCACCGACCAUACCCCUACGUUCGCACCAAUCCUCCCCACCGCCAACAGUACCAUUUCCACCGAUAAUUACACACUAUUUCAUCCGUCGGCGCGUGCCGUCAACGCGACGAACACGUCAAAUGUCAAUGUCAAUAAGUCCAGGUCGAAUCAAACCGCCAAGUGCAGAGAACGUUGCGACAGCAUGCCGUCGAGACCUCGCACUGCCAGCGAGGGCACCCACCCCCUUCCCACGUGGAGGCCUUACCUGGCACCGAAUCGGUCCCACGGUCGGGACAUAUCCCACAGUCCGCCGACCGGUAGUCCCAUCAGCCCCCCUAGCGUCGGAUGUUCCACGGACUCUGCAGGAUCAUCCUACAGUUUGACAGACGAAACAGACAUGAUCUGCACUGAAUGCCCUGACGCCGGAAGGUACAACAGCAUCCCUCUGACUCCAGAUGAGGCUAUCGCCGAAGAAGAUUGUCCCGAAAGUCCUUGCGGCAUGUACGACAGCUACGUCCGCAUGGCGCCGCACAGUUCCGACGACGGCUACGUCGAUAUGUCGCCGCGAUGCCGUCACACGACUCACUCGCCCACUGCCAGCGUCAGUAGCGUCGUAUCCGGUACGCCGAGUACCGAUACCCGCUUCUCCGACUAUCCCUUGGACAAAGUCGCAUCCUAUCUCACCUCCGAAGACGACGGUACCCGACCCACCAGAGCGUACUCGUUCGGAUCCAAACCGGAGACCUUCAGAGGAAAGAAGCACGUCGAGAUGUCGGACAGCGCGAGAGUCAGAGCUUUCAGCGUCGGCUCGAAAACCAAGAAAGGUCCCAGCAGGAUUUUGUCCCAUCAACAACAUCCUAACUUGAAGUCGAUCAGCGCACCGAUGCUGAGCAAUUCGAGGAAUCACAGCUCGCACAGCUCCAUCGAUCCCAUGGACGAUUUGAUGGAAUUGGAUUUUUCGAAAAACGGCCUCAAUAACAAUACCGCCGCCACUCCUACUGCCGGUACCACUACCACCAACAACGGUUACGUGGAAAUGAAGCCAGGCGUCGAAAUAUUACCGAAAAAAACGGAAGUAUCGCCGUACGUCGACAUGUCCGGGUCUUCGUACAUGGACAUGAGCGGAAGUUCGCCGUCUUCGAGACAGGAAGAAUACACUUCCUUCGUAGACAUCAACAGGCAGUACAGACUUCCGACCAACAAUAACUACAUGGACAUGGAUUGUAGUAGUUCCAGGAAACCCAAAGUCAAACCGUCGACGUCCCCAGCAUGGAGCAACGACUACUUCGACAUGUCGGCCAACAGCUCUCGUCGAUCCGACCGCGGCGCCUCGUUCAGCUCACAGCAAUCGACGUCCUCCUCUCCCAGAAACGCCGACUAUCUGUCGAUGAACUUCUCACCCGUCGACCAACCCAAGACGCCCGAGGGCUACGUUGAGAUGACCAUCGGUAAGAAACACCAGCGCCAAGGCAGCCUGGACGGCAACCAGAGCGUUCCCGUCAACGAAGACUACUUGAACAUGUCCGUCGGACCAAAGAAGAAGCCUUCGAAGAACUCCAAAGUCAUGUCGCAACCGAUUUUGAUUCAUCCCACCACUACUACCACCUCGCAGGUCACCAAGCACUCGUCGAGUCCCAUAUCGAUAUCGUCCCUUCUCGGUAGGAAAUCGUCGACGGGAACGCCGCCCAAAAUGCACCUGCCGCUGUCGUCCUGGUCCACCAACUCCCAAUACUCGAGCCUGCCGCGUCAACGACCGCGUAAAGACUCGAGAGAUAGUUCGAGCUCUAGCGUAACGACGCCCAGUAGCUCGAGCACCAUUUUCCCCAUGAGCUUGAACAGCCCCAGCUCGCCCAAGGUCACCAAGCCGGCCGAAUCGCCUUCGCUGAAGGUGCCUUCUUCGAUCUUGGGUACCAUCUACAAGACGAUGAAGACGACGGCCCCAGCGCCUCCGCCGGCAGACGAUUACGCCGUGAUGGACUUCGAAGUGAACAGGAUCGAUAGGGAAAAGGACAAGGAGAACUCUGAUUACGUCAACUAUUCGCCGGCCGUCGAGAGGACUGACAGAUUCGACAGGUUGGAUAGGAAGAAGGAGGCGGCAUCUAGCGAUUACGCGGUGAUGCAGCCCGGAUCUAGAUUGGAACAGCGGAGCGGGAGUUUGGAUACGUCGCCGUUGAUCGGGCAUUUGUCUUUGAUUGGGUUCAAGGAGAGUCAGUCGAUGUGCUUUCAACCGAUCAAGGAAGACGCCAUGUCGUCACCGGUCGACGAUAAGAGAUUAGGAGACUCGAUGGACACCUCAGACUACGCCGAAUUCAACCCCUCCUCGUCCAACAGCGAGUGCGUAUCGCCCGCCGCCAAAAUCUCCCGGCCGAAUUCGGUCAACAGCGAUUCGGGCGGCGUCAAACCAGCCGCCGCAUCGCUACCUAAAUCCCGCCCGGCUUCCGUAACGUCGGCCUCGUCGCGGCCCAGCUCCACCUCCAGCGAACUGUGGUCCAGCUCAUCGACUCUAGUAAAUUCGCGACCGGGUUCGGUAAACUCGGACAGCCUCGACUCGUCGCAAAAGACCGACAAACCCGACACCAAGCUGCACUACGCCAGCCUCGACUUGGAGGAGGGACGCCCCUCCAAUCGACAAACCCCGUCUAACGAAACCGGCACGACGACGACGCCCUCGGGCGACGCCGCUACGUUCGUGUACGCGGAGAUCGACUUUGUGAAAAGCGAAGACUUAAAGCAGCAGAAUAACAACAAUAACCAAAGUUUAGGGAGUAGCAGCAGUAGUGGUAACGCGAAAGUUAAAAAUUAGGUUUAAUUUUAAUCUCGUUUCAGUAAAUAUGCAUUUAAUCAUCUCCCGGCGCAAACGAGUGAUAGUUAAAUACCGCUUUGCGUCAACUUGCUGACUGUUGAUAGUUUAAUUAGUGUUCUCUUGGCUGCGUUCACUUUUAUUGAUCGUAAAGUUGCUGUGAUCGAUUAAGUUUCUUCAAGCCCAUUAAAAGCACUUUUUAAAUCGCUACUGGACAAAAUUCAGUUAGAAUAUAUUCAUUUUAUCUAUAAACUAUCAGAUGUCAUCCCUCGUUGCUUACUAGCCUUUGAAUACAACACUAGCAGUUUUUAUUGCUGUAUUCUUAAUAUCGUCACUCAACCUCAUUUAACUCUUCCUCUGAUGCUUUUAUCUCCAAUAUUUCCUUCUUCUGUUUAUUAUCUUAUUGUGCCUUAAAGUAUGAAAAGCUUCCCUGGCACAUUUCCCUUAUUAGCCUGUCAUUGUAUCAAACGGUGUACAAAUAAUAUUUUAUUUGGCUAAAUUGUUUCAUAUCACUAGUCAAUUGCUUCUUCUCUUUCAGUGCUUGUAUCUAGCAACCCAUCGUCUUCUUUAACCAAUAUUUUUGUUUUAUAUUUGCACUCCUUAAGUUGUACGUCUUCCACCUCACGUUUGCCCUAAGACUUGUUAUAUUUUUCCAUAACUCUCGAGUUUUAGGUCUAUCUUAAGAGAUAUACCUUUAGAAUUGCCUGGACUUGCAUUAUGAUCUCAAUUUGUUGAUGUUUCAUGAGACAUUCCAUGAUUUGUUCUCAGGCGUUUCUGGAUUAUCUUUGAUAGUUUAUGAAUACUUCCAUUUGUUGGACAUCCAAUACUUUCCAGGAAUCCAUAAUAGUCUGAGACUGUUGUGUUUUCUAAGAACACUAACAGCUCUAUCUGGAUAAGGUACAUCGUGGUUUCUUGGUAUUAUCUAAGAAGAAUUUGUUGCCUUAUAUUUGGUUCACAACUCUAUCUGAAUAAGGUACCUUGUGAUUUGUUGACAUUUCUUGAGCCAUUUAAUAUGUUCUCAGACUAUUUUUGGCCCAGUAUUCAGUGUAGCUGAUUCUCUAAUGAUUUGUUUUCAGACGUUUCUGUCAUUGUUAAUGAGUUCUUUCAUUUGUUGAACAUCUGGUAGUUUCCCGAAACCCACAACAGUUUGAGACUGUUGUGUUUUCUAAGAACUAAAAGUUCUUUUCGAUCUUACAGCUCUAUCUGGAUAAGGUAGAUAUCUUGUUAUUUCUUAGAGUUGACUGAGAAAAUUCAUUGUUUCUUGAGCCAUUCAAUGAUCUGUUCUCAAAUGUUUCUCGAUUCUCUUUCAUAAUGAGCUUUUUCAUUUUCAAGACUCUUCUGUGUUCUAAGACCUCUGAGUUAAUUCCGAUGUUCUGGCUCAUCUGGAUAGGGUACCUCGUGAUUUCUUGGUGUUGCCUGAGAAUUUUUUGAUGUUCUUGAGCCAUCCCAUGAUUUAAUCUCGGACUAUUUUUGGGUCAGUAUUUACUAUUUUUUUUUUCCUGGGCUCGUCUGACUAUGUCUCCAAAUAACACUGAAGCCUAUUGGCUUAUUGUGUAUUUACUAUAGAUAAUUCUCUAAUUUGUUAUCAAAUAUUUUUGCACUCUCUUCGAUAGUUGAUGAGCUCUUUCAUUUGUUGAACAUCUGAUAGUUUUCUGGAAUCCACAACAAUCUAAGACUGUUGUGCUUUCUAAGAACUUGACAAGUUCAUCCCAAUUUUUCUGCUCUAUCUGGAUAAGGUAGAAGAAUUUAUCGAUGUUUCUUGAGCCAUUCCGUGAUGUUCUCAGACUAUUUCUAUACCAGUAUUUGGUGUAGCUGAUUCUUUAGACUCCCAAACCCAGUUUAUGGCUCUAUAUUCAAGAAGAAGGUACCUUGUGGUUUUUUUAAUGUUUGCCGAUUUUUUAUCAAACUAUAUGAUGUACAUCUGAUAGUAUUAAGGAACCCAAAACUGUAGAAAUUCUUCGUGAGAGCUCUAUAGCUGUUAUAAGAUUCGGUGUAUAAGACGAAUUUUAAUUAAACUUAAUUUUUCACAAGUAACUUUAUGAAUCUAGACGAGUUAAAAAAAGUGAAUUAUGCACGAUUUCGCGUUUCAGAUAAUGCAUAUUUAUCUAAGGAUUGUUUCGAGAAGCGUCACUUGGAGGAAAAUAAGAGGCAGAUAAUGUUUGAUAAGGAUUUUUGUUUUGUUUCGGGUUCGAUGUUGGUUGGUAAUCUUUGAACAAACUUUUAUAUAUAAAAAUAUUGUUUUGGUUUUUCUUAUGUUUGAUUUAGCGUUUUUAAAAAUAAUAUUGACGCUGACAUGUUUUUCUGUAUAUUUUUUAGUUAUUGGCUGGAGAUGUUGGUAUCUCGUUUAGAGUUGUAGGCGUAAUUUUUAGAGGAUUUUUUUAAAUUGUACCUAAUUUAAGACGAAAAAAAAAAACAUGUUUGCUUUUAUUUUCCUGUUUCGUAUAUACAGGGUGAUUUUUUUAAUUUCUUACAUGAAAUAAUGUUGAAUCACUAUAAAAAUCUCGCCCUGUAUGUAGAUUAAAAAGUGACCGGCGUAUUUUGGUUUUUUUUUUAAGAUUAAAACUUGUACAGACGUUGGUUGAUUUUUUUAUUAAAAUUUUAUGAAGUUUUUAUAUCGUAUUUUCAUAAUAGGUGAGUAACCAGUUUGUAGAUUAAAAAAAAUUAGUUUUAUUAGCUUAAUGUAUUUAUUACAGUGUCUUUUUAAUAAAAUUAAAACUAAAAAAAAUAUACAUUAGUUGACUAACAACGAGCUGUGUGUCAUAAAAUUUUGAAUCGUCUAUUUUUACCAAAAAGAACAUCCAUUGUUUUGACACUUCUGACAGAUGAACGAAAAAGUUAAAAUGCUUACUGCGAUUUUAAGGUUGACAAGAUCAGAUUAUAGGAUUAUGUCCACAAUAUUUAACAUUUUUUAUUUCUUUUAUACAAUUCGUUCUUUCUAAAAACCUUAAUUUUGAAGUUAUGUUCCAUUUACCUUCUACAACUAGACUUGAAAUUCGUAUCUACCGAUUGUUCGUUGUUUUGAUGCAAACAACUGGUUAAUGUAAAUAAUUUUCCCCUGUGGACUGUAGUGUUCUGUUAUAAAAAGCCAAUUUCCUCACUUAGUUAUGAGUGAGGCUGGGCGAUUAUUAAAAUG
Messenger RNA from Psylliodes chrysocephalus, 7204 nucleotides. The record is from the annotation of a GenBank genome assembly. Lineage: Eukaryota; Metazoa; Arthropoda; Insecta; Coleoptera; Chrysomelidae.